GGGCGAGGGCGUUGACAUUACACAGCAAGGGGAAAGGUACCAAUUUCACCCUGCUCCGUAGUAGAGACUGCCAGCCAAUGGGGAUUAUGUGGGGCGGAGAGCAUCUCCCUUCAUCGCCCACCCUUCUCUUAUUGCCGUCUCUCGGCGUGUGUUGUUGAUGCAGUCUCCAACUGCACGCCGCCUAUUUUCAUGCCAAUGGACUGUACGGUUUCUCUUCAGGUGCAGCAUCAUCUGACAGUUUAUCCCAACCAGCUGUACGAAGGAUACAGUUUUGAACUACAGGUAUGGUCCUUGUGCGCAAUCUGGAGGUACCGUAAUGUUUUGAGAUGAAGUCUACUGAAGUGGAUCAGGCACUCUUCACUGACACCUACUGCAGAGUCUGCAGCGCACAGCUCAUCUCUGAGUCCCAGAGGGUCGCCCACUAUGAGAGCCGAAAACAUGCAAACAAAGUGCGCCUGUACUACAUGCUGCAUCCGGUGGAUGGAGGCUGCCCGGCCAAGAAGCUACGGACAGAGGGCAGUGAAGAGGGCGAUGUGGAUAAGAACAAGUGCUGUACUCUGUGCAACAUGUCCUUCACCUCCGCUGUGGUGGCAGAGUCCCACUACCAGGGCAAGAUCCACGCCAAGAGGCUAAGACUGCUCCUAGGGGAGCCCCCAGCCAUCAUCUCCAAAGAGGUAACGGCCGGCGCCGAGCAGGUGGCAGCUGGGGAGAUCCCCCCACUGGUGCCCUCCAGGCCGGGCCGUGUGUCCCACCGCUACUGCCAGCUGUGCAAGGCCUGGUUCAACAACCCCGGCAUGGCCCAGCAGCACUACGACGGCAAGAAGCACAAGAAGAACGCGGCACGGGCCCAGCUUCUGGAACAGCUCGGGGAGAGCCUGGAGCCGGGCGAGCUGAACGGUGAGCAGACUGAAGUCUGUUUGGAAAUGGAAGGGGGGCUGAAGCGAAGCCACACAUGUGAUGUCUGCCAUGUCACCCUCAACUCAGUGGCACAGUACCACGCACACCUGCAGGGCUCCAAACACCAGAAUAACUUGAAGAACCAGUGAAUUUCAGAUUCUCACCAAGUGUUGGAUUUCCUGUCAGGCUGCCUCAGCUGUUGCCUGCCCAGUUCUCACUCUAAGUCUCCUCCUGUGUUGAUCUCUCCUCCUCCAUCACUGUGUUUCCCUACAAAAAGAAAAAAAAAACUUCAGGUGUUCUUUGCCAUGUGAAAAAAACCCUUUAACCAUCCUGAGAUACUGAUGUCAACACUUCAUGGCAGAACUAAAGACUGCUGGCGGAUGUCAAACCAUAGAUGUGACUAAAGACACAGACUUUUGACUAACAUUCCUCGUGGCACUGGCGCCGUCCUCAUGGGGAUCAGUGCUGGGGUGAUUUUUGUGAAGACAAGCAGAGAUCCUGCGGAGCGAACCAUGUUUCAUACAGACUGUGUUGGUAGCAAAUAUAUAAAGUACCCGCGUACAUUGCAUCAGAACCAUAUUGUGAGGCUUCUUUUCUUUAAAAAAGGAAAUGCUGCUCUUGGGACAGGUAUGUGCUGUGUCUAUGUUUUGAAUUAAGUUUAGGUUUAAUGUGUAAGCUUUGAUAGGUACAUCCAUACCAUGAACUGCUUGUAUUACGCCGUCUCUAUGGUCACCUUUUGUCAACCCUGAAGGGUACAUACUAUGCUAAAUGUGAUAAUAUUCAUUAGUUUUGGUUGGAUUUCAGUCCUGAAGGGUUUUUUGCUUGCUCUUGCGGAUAUAAAUAAUUCAUGUUUUCUCUCAUUUGAUUUCAUUUUGUCGUGACAGAUGUGUUCUUUGUCUCAGGGAUGUCUGAUUGAUCACAUACCAUGACAGCGAAAAGGGCAUUCAGUUGCUGUUUAAUCAUGUCUGUUGAACAAGGAAAUGUGAAUAAUUCCCUUCUAUUGUAUAGUCUAGAGCCUGUGUUUGAAAUUCCAGUCAUUUAUAUUAAUUUAUCUGACUAGAUUAUACGUAUGGACUAGAACACUGUGUCUAUGUCCUAUUGUGACAGAUUUUAUUUUUCUCAACUCAAUUCUUAGUAAUAUAAUGAUAUACUUUGCCUCAGUAAUUGACUUGGACUGUGCUCUAAUACUGUAUAUAUGUUCUGUCUGCUGGCCUUACAGGAUGCUGGUAAAUAACUGUAUUAGCUCAGUGAAUGACUUUUAAAUCGCCUUCAUGCGCUUCUCUGCUUUAUUAGAUAGCACUGAAAUCUGUUUGGGGAUUUUGGGGGGUAAACCAUGGUACAGGUAAUAGUCAAAUCCAGAAGUAAAUGUCAUUUGGUAUGGUGCUACAACUUAUGCUAGUUUGAAGAGAAAGCAUCAUUCAACAAAGUUGAAAAACCCAUAGUCCCUCUGUUAUGUUUUUUUUUAGGGCUAUGUACCAUGUUGUCUUGCCUCUUUUGAAGAGCAUCUUUGGAAAUAAAAGAUUGGGACAACCAAA
Messenger RNA from Clupea harengus (Atlantic herring), 2432 nucleotides. RefSeq names its product zinc finger, matrin-type 4b (gene zmat4b). The record is from RefSeq and is a predicted model, not a curated record. Gene Ontology annotation, molecular function: zinc ion binding; nucleic acid binding. Gene Ontology annotation, cellular component: nucleus. NCBI's taxonomy places the organism in Eukaryota, Metazoa, Chordata, Actinopteri, Clupeiformes, Clupeidae.